Molecule: messenger RNA, 893 nt
Organism: Aplysia californica (California sea hare)
Lineage: Eukaryota; Metazoa; Mollusca; Gastropoda; Aplysiida; Aplysiidae
Product: stromal interaction molecule 1
Biological process (GO): store-operated calcium entry; activation of store-operated calcium channel activity; intracellular calcium ion homeostasis
Cellular component (GO): endoplasmic reticulum; plasma membrane
Molecular function (GO): protein binding; calcium ion binding; calcium channel regulator activity
Source: RefSeq, a predicted model, not a curated record
UGUGAUAUUGACGACCAAUGAAAACGGGGCGAGUGCAAGUUCUUUGAGAGAUAAAAAUGAAUCCUUCCGGUUUGUUGGUUACAGGCCUUCAGCCUUCAGCUUCGUAAAGACCAGCGGAGUGGUUGUAAAGUCGAAGAACAGCUGAACGGAUAGAAUGGUGAAAAUGUUACUUUAAUGUGUGUGCACUUCCUCGAAUUGGAAAUUCAACAUAAAUUUUGCUCUACUGCUCCUGGAAAAUUGGCUUCGUUUGUGCACAUCACAAGUUUCAGUGUUAUGAAGCGCUUAUGUUAUGUUUUGAAACCUUGGACACGGAUUGGUUUUUCUCACUGGCUUUCAUUUGCCAUUGCUCUAUGUCUAAUUUGUGGAUCCUUUGGUGCAAAUGAUGAGGAAAUACUUAAAGUUGACGUCGUGGCUGGGAGUAACCCUUCUGCAAAUCCAAACUUAAUUGCCAGACAGGACUCUGUGUCAAAUGAUCAGCACAGACAUGGAGGUAAAAGUUCUCCAGUGGGUAGCGGUAGCAGCAAUAAAGCAGACAUUAUUGACUGCCACGACAAGGCCCCCGAUGAGUGCGAGCGGGAUCGGCUAGGCCUGGAGGCUAUACGCGUGCUGCAUCUCAUGCUAGACGACGACCACAACGGAAAUGUGGACCAGUCCGAGAGUGAUGAGUUCCUUCGGGACGAGCUGCAGUACACGGACGGCUUUGAGCGGCAGGCUCUCUUCCACAACAACGACAAGCUCAUCUCUGUGGACGAUCUCUGGACCGCCUGGAAGUACUCCAAGGUGUACAACUGGACAGUGGAUGAUGUGGUGGAGUGGCUGGCCCAGGAUGUGGACUUGCCCAUGUACGUGCAGGUGUUCCACAGUCACAACAUUGAUGGCUCCUACCUGCCCAG